This is a messenger RNA of Phyllostomus hastatus (greater spear-nosed bat), 2068 nucleotides long. RefSeq names its product four-jointed box kinase 1 (gene FJX1). The record is from RefSeq and is a predicted model, not a curated record. Gene Ontology annotation, biological process: cell-cell signaling. The transcript is spliced from 2 exons. Bases 146 to 1459 code for a protein of 437 amino acids. NCBI's taxonomy places the organism in Eukaryota, Metazoa, Chordata, Mammalia, Chiroptera, Phyllostomidae.
GAGCCCAGCACCGCCUCACAGCCGCGAUGGGGCUGAGACGUCCGGAGCCCCGGAGCCAGCAAGCUGCCGGUCCCUCCUCGCCGCCGGGACCCGGGCACCCGGGCUCGGCUUGAAGAGGCGGCAGCACCAGCACAGCCGGGGGAGCAUGGGCAGGAGGAUGCGGAGCGCCGCCACCACCGCUGGUCUCUGGCUGCUGGUGCUGGGCUCGCUGCUGGCGCUGUGGGGCGGGCUCCUGCCGCCGCGGACUGAGCUGCUCAUCCCCGGGCCGCCCGAAGACGGAAUCCUGCCGCACCCGCCCGGGAGCAGCGGCCCAAAAUCCGCGCCUCGCUUUCCCCAGCCCCCGCUCCUGGCGCGGGACGCCCGCGGCGGCUCCUUGAAAACUUUCCGGUCUCUGCUCACCUUGGCGGCCGGCGUGGACGGUCUGCCCCGGCAGCCCCGGGACAAGCGCAGGCGGCACGUGCCAGCCAGGCGGCCGCGGCUGGAGGAGCGCCCUGUGGUGCACGGCGGCAUCUUCUGGAGCCCCGGCCUGGAAGAGCAGGUGCCCCGGGGCUUUUCGGAGGCCCAAGCGGCGGCGUGGCUGGAGACGGUGCGCGGAGCCCGGGUGGUGGCCCUGGAGCGCGGGGGAUGCGGACGCAGCUCCAACCGGCUGGCGCUCUUCCCCGACGGCACCCGUGCCUGCGUGCGCUACGGCAUCAACCCCGAGCAGAUACAGGGCGAGGCCCUGUCCUACUACCUGGCGCGUCUGCUGGGCCUCCAACGCCACGUGCCCCCGCUGGCACUGGCCCGGGUGGAGGCUCGGGGCGCGCAGUGGGCGCAGGUGCAGGAGGAGCUUCGUGCGGCGCACUGGACGGAGGGCAGCGUGGUAAGCCUGACGAGCUGGCUGCCCAACCUCACUGACGUGGUGGUACCUGCUCCCUGGCGCUCGGAGGACGGCCAUCUGCGGCCCCUGCGCGCCGCCGGGGACGAGCUAGCUAACCGCAGCCAGGCGGAGCUGGUGGACCUGGUGCAAUGGACCGACUUGAUCCUGUUCGAUUACCUGACGGCCAACUUCGACCGGCUGGUCAGCAACCUCUUCAGCCUGCAGUGGGACCCGCGCGUCAUGCAGCGCGCCACUAGCAACCUGCACCGCGGCCCCGGCGGGGCGCUGGUCUUUCUGGACAACGAGGCGGGCUUGGUGCACGGCUACCGGGUAGCGGGCAUGUGGGACAAAUAUAAUGAGCCACUGCUGCAGUCGGUGUGCGUGUUCCGAGAGCGGACGGCGCGACGCGUCCUGGAGCUGCACCGCGGCCAGGACGCGGCCGCCCGGCUGCUGCGCCUCUAUCAGCACCACGAGCCUCGCUUCCCGGAGCUGGCGGAGCUCGCCGACCCCCACGCUCAGCUACUGCAGCGCCGCCUCGACUUCCUCGCCAAGCACAUUUUGCACUGUAAGGCCAAGUACGGCCGCCGACCUGGGACUUAGCAUUAUCCUGAGGAAGAGAGAGAAAGAUCCCUGGCUGAGGAGUGGGUGAUGGUGAAAGGGCUGUCGCCUCUACCACCGCCUAGGACCAGCCGGCCAACGCCCAGCCAGUGGCCUGAGGGAGAAGGCGGCUAAAAACUUCCGUUUCACCCACCUGCCCCUUUCUUUCAGUUUCAUGCUGUUUCCUUUCCAAGUUCUGGGAGAACUCACCGAGCUCUGGCGGCCCGGAGACGGCCGUGACACUGGCUGGUGGAGCCCCCUUCCUGUCUUCUCCCUUUGUUCCAGCUGGUGGUGGUGAGAUCACCGUACGGAGCUGGGGAACGGAUCCGGAUAGGACAAAGACGUCAGGACCUCCAGAACCCGGGGAGCCCCGCAGUCCCUGACUGUGUAUUUGACUUGUUCUUUACCGCCUGUCUUUUUGGCCUGAAGGCUGCAAAUGAGGGACUGACUGGCUGUGUGCACUGAGUCACAUAAUGAAUUUCUCUCCCCUCCCCCAGUCGACCAAAAUUUUGACAAUGAUGAUGUUCAGCAGAAGAAAAAAAAAUCAGUUUCAUGCACUUUACUUUGUUUUUAUUUUAAUUUUGUAAUAAAAACUUUUUUUAUUUGAUGAAA